This is a messenger RNA of Chelonia mydas (Green sea turtle), 3036 nucleotides long. It is a transcript of the gene MEMO1, whose product is annotated as mediator of cell motility 1. NCBI's taxonomy places the organism in Eukaryota, Metazoa, Chordata, Testudines, Cheloniidae. The transcript has 9 exons. The record is from RefSeq and is a predicted model, not a curated record. The coding region runs from base 67 to 960 and encodes 297 amino acids.
CCGCCGCGGCUGGGCCCGUCUCCUGCCCCCUCCCCCCCGAACACCAUAGGCGGCUCAGGCACCAAGAUGUCCAACCGAGUGCUCUGCCGGGAGGCCAGCCACGCCGGCAGCUGGUACACAGCCUCAGGACCCCAGCUGAAUGCACAGCUAGAAGGUUGGCUUUCUCAAGUACAAUCUACAAAAAGACCUGCUAGAGCCAUUAUUGCACCCCAUGCUGGAUAUACUUACUGUGGGUCAUGUGCAGCCCAUGCUUACAAACAAGUGGAUCCAACUGUUACCCGGAAAAUUUUCAUUCUUGGGCCUUCCCAUCAUGUGCCCCUUUCCCGAUGUGCACUUUCCAGUGUGGAGCUAUAUAGAACACCUCUGUAUGAUCUUCGAAUUGAUCAAAAGAUUUAUGGAGAAUUGUGGAAGACUGGAAUGUUUGAGCGUAUGUCUCUGCAGACAGAUGAAGAUGAACACAGUAUUGAAAUGCAUUUGCCUUAUACUGCUAAAGCCAUGGAAAGCCAUAAGGAUGAGUUUACCAUUGUUCCAGUAUUGGUUGGAGCACUGAGUGAGUCAAAAGAACAGGAAUUUGGAAAACUCUUCAGCAAAUACCUAGCAGAUCCUAGUAAUCUCUUUGUGGUUUCUUCUGACUUCUGCCAUUGGGGUCAAAGGUUCCGUUACAGUUACUAUGAUGAAUCCCAAGGAGAGAUUUAUAGAUCCAUUGAGCACCUAGAUAAAAUGGGUAUGAGCAUUAUAGAGCAGCUAGAUCCUGUAUCUUUUAGCAAUUACUUGAAGAAAUACCAUAAUACAAUAUGUGGAAGACAUCCCAUUGGGGUAUUAUUAAAUGCUAUAACAGAGCUCCAGAAGAAUGGAAUGAAUAUGAGCUUUUCAUUUUUGAAUUAUGCCCAGUCAAGCCAGUGUCGAAACUGGCAAGACAGCUCAGUAAGUUAUGCUGCUGGAGCACUAAUGGUCCACUGAACCUCCGAACACUCAGGGAUGCCACCUGCACACAUACUAUGUACGGGGUCCCAGCCUAGCCCUUACAAAGAUACGGUUCCUGGUCUUCGGGUAUACUGAAACCUCAAACUAAUAGAACUCUCUUCUUUUCUAGUAGGUGUAGUCCUUCCUUAGUUUCAACUCAUUUAAAAAUGCUUUCUUGUUAAGACAAUGGAAGGAAGGCUCGUGUCAAAACUUUGUGAUUUAAAAAAAAAGAUGAUGUCUGUAAAGGCAUGGUGGUAGACAGUCCUUUCAAAUAUAACAUGUAAAGCAUUUACCAUAUCCUAAAUUUGCACUCUUUGCAGACCUGUGCACAUGUACUCAGCUUUCAGAAUAGUUUUGCCAGUUGUAAACAGAAAAAGGGUGGAAGCUUUUUAAUGAAAAAAAAGCAUUUAUAAAUGAUCCUGUAUUAGAAUAUAAUAAAACUCCAGUAUAGUCCGUUAAUAGCCGUGUUGUACAACAGAUAUCUUCUAUUUUAGUUGCUAAUAAAGGGCUACACAAACCAAAAUAGUCUGAUUUAAACUUAUUGCAUUGUGUUCUGUAUGUGAACUGCUUCUCAUUAACAUCAUUCUCCUCCAGAUUCUCAUGCCUGAUGAGCAACUCAACCAUUCUGUAAAAUACUUUAGAAUGUAUUUUAUAUUCCACAUUUAUGUCAUGACUUCUUCAUUUACAGAAUUUUUUUACCUCAAAGCUGAAGUAUGAGUUCAGCUUUGCAAAUUAAUUUUUUAAAUCUUUCUUAUAUUUUAGUGUUUGCAUUUAUUUCACAGAACUACAUAUAAAAAUUAUCUUUUGGUAUGUGAUACAAAUCUGUGUCAAAAUAAUGAUUUCAGUGACAUUUUUAAUGUCAAAACUUGAUUAUUCAAUUAUAAUGGAUACAAUACUUUAAUUGCAAUAAGAAAAAUUGAAAACAGAAGUCUGCCAAUUAGGUAAUUCUGAAAACAUAUUCAGCAUUCAUAGGUCAUACGUGCCAGACAGUGCUACGUUCAUGCAACUGUUCCUUAAGGAUUUGAUUGAAAAAAGAAAUUCCUCACAUUUGAAUGCUUAAAUAAGAAAUCAUCUUAAAAAAAUUCUGUUUCUUCCAACCUCUUGAAACAUCACUACAUCUUAUGGGUUUCUUGAGCACUUAUCCAGCCAAAAUAAUGGUAAUUGUUUGUUCAAUUAAUACCAUUUUUGGACGUCUUCAUUUUGUUUAUUAAGUAGAGCAAAUUGCAAUGGCAGUAGUUACUGUUUAAGUAAAUGGAGUUAACAUUCCCUGACAUUUGGUCUACUGUCAGGCGACCUUUGUAUGUCUCAUACUUGUCGCUUUUUUGGGUGGGAGAGAACAUCUUUGUAUGUAGACGCUACUUGCAGAAAUAAUUCCGCAUCUAAUUUUCCCUUAAUUGGAUGGUCACCACUUCAGUGAUAUCAGGUGAAUGCUCCAUUUAUAAAAUGAACUACUUUGCAGAUAUUUUUAUGCCAUCAUAAGCAUCAAUCUUCACUCUUUGCAUGGCUUCUCUAUAUUAGUUGCCUUGCUGCUCUGACUUGUUCCUGGAAACUCUCAGCAGCAGAUAGAAAAUAAUCUUUCAGGCUUUAUCAAAGAAAAUCUCACAAAUAUGUGCAAAUAAAUCUGAAUUUGUAUACUCUUCUAUAAAGUUUCAAAGGUUUCUGAUAACUGUGCCUUAUUUAGCAAAAAUGAUUUGAUCAUUGAAAUUAGCAUUAGUUUGCUUCUCUUCCACAUUUUAGUGAAUUCAAGGAUUAUUUAGAACUUGAAUUUCUGUUGGUCAUAAUGCCAAAUACUUAUGUCAUUUCUGAAACAUGCAGGUAUUUGGAAUGAUUAAAUAUUUUUACCCUAGGGUAAAUGUAGUAAUAGCCUUUAAAUACAAAUAUUUUUUAAGUUGCCUCAUAGUUCUGUAAGAAGAUACUUUUGUUUUUUUUUGUUUUUUUAAAGGAAAGUUCCAAGGAAAUCUAUAGCCAUUUUGCUCAGCACAAUGUUCUGAAAUAUCUCAUGGUGAAAGCACUUCUCACCACAUGUAAACUAUGUAAUGUAUUUCCAAAUAAAGUUUCUAAUUAAAAUUGGAA